Colias croceus (clouded yellow) is the source of this 1270-nucleotide messenger RNA. RefSeq names its product putative odorant receptor 92a. The record is from RefSeq and is a predicted model, not a curated record. Gene Ontology annotation, biological process: detection of chemical stimulus involved in sensory perception of smell; sensory perception of smell. The transcript has 5 exons. Gene Ontology annotation, cellular component: plasma membrane. Bases 1 to 1218 code for a protein of 405 amino acids. NCBI's taxonomy places the organism in Eukaryota, Metazoa, Arthropoda, Insecta, Lepidoptera, Pieridae. Gene Ontology annotation, molecular function: olfactory receptor activity; odorant binding.
AUGUCAACUACUAAACUGCCUGUAAGGGAAGAAGUUUUGGUUGAAUUAGAUUUUAUAAGUUCUUUGGGCGGUAAAAUAUGCCUGUGUCCAUUUAGUGGAAAGUCAAAAUACAAAAUCAUGGGAUACUUCAUUUUCUUUAUGCUCGCAUUGACGACCACGCUGCAACUAUUUCUUACUCUGGUUCUGGCGAGCGCAACCGACCUCCUAGAAAUUAUUAACAUAGCUCCGAAUUUAGGAGUAUGUAUAAUGACCGUUAUUAAGUAUACGAAACUGGAAACUCACAAAGAUCUAUACAAUGAAAUUUUCCUCCACUUUCGAGAUGGCAUGUGGGACAUUAUAUCUCCGUAUUCCGAUACUCAAAUGAAUAUCAUUCAAAAAUAUAGAAAAAUUGCAAUGUUCAUAAAUAGAUUUCUUCUCUACUAUGCCAUUCCUUUGAUUGUUGUCGUCGAUUCUUUUCCUUACAUCUUCAUGAAGUACGAAGAAAAAUUUUUUGGCGUAAAAGAAUAUCUGUACCCCUUUGAGGGAUGGUAUCCUUUUGAUAAAGUCAAGUUUUACGGCAUAGUUUAUAUUUGGGAGAGCUGCAUGACAGUUGUGGUUGUAAAUGUUUAUGUAUUUGCAAAUAUGGUGCAUGCAACUUAUAUAGUAUUCACAUGUAUGGAGCUGCGAAUUCUCGGUUGUUGCCUCGAGGAGUUGAUAAGUCCAGACGACGUCAAAAAUAUCACAAACGGAUUUAAUGUUGACGCAAUACACUUACGAACUGUAAGAAAAUUAAAAAUAAUCAUCGCGAGACACGAGUUUUUGGCCAAAAAAUGUGCCGCACUUGAUGCCGUUUUGGGAGGUGCAAUGCUUCUCAACUAUUCCCUUGGAGCAAUAUUCAUUUGUCUAACAGCUUUCACGUGCAUGGUCGUGGAUAAUUUGUACAAACGUGUGCGUUAUUUCUUCAUGUGCAUGUCAUUGUUUGUGGAGAUAUUUAAUCAGUGUUUGAUUGGACAGAUUUUAAGUGAUCACAGUGCAACCCUCACAAAUUCUAUUUAUUCGUCCAACUGGCUCUACGCCAGUCCCGAGGUUAAGAAAAUUAUGCUGAUGUUAAUGUUGCGUACUCAAAAGCCAUUCGAAUUCACAGGCAACGGAUAUGUUACAAUGAACAUGCACACAUUUAGUAGAAUUUGCGGCACCUCUUACCAAUUUUUCAACCUCUUACGCACAUUGUAUUUAUAAUUAAUUAAUAUUCUAUUUUAUUUUGAAUUGAUUAAAGCAGUAAACCAACAUA